Molecule: messenger RNA, 948 nt
Organism: Torulaspora delbrueckii
Lineage: Eukaryota; Fungi; Ascomycota; Saccharomycetes; Saccharomycetales; Saccharomycetaceae
Gene: YDC1
Product: alkaline dihydroceramidase
Exons: 1
Coding region: 1-948 (315 amino acids)
Biological process (GO): ceramide biosynthetic process; ceramide catabolic process
Cellular component (GO): endoplasmic reticulum membrane
Source: RefSeq, a predicted model, not a curated record
AUGGGACUUUUUAGAUGGCCGUACCCUGCGGAAUCCGUUCGAGGAUACUGGGGAAACGUUACUUCCACAAUCGAUUGGUGUGAGGAAAACUAUGUUGUAUCGAAAUAUGUGGCCGAAUGGUCUAACACUAUUACUAAUGGGACUUUUGUUAUAACUGCUUUGUACUCGACGUAUUGUGCAUGGCGUAGUCGUUUGGAACUUAGAUUUAUAUUGAUUGGGAUUGGGUUUGCCCUUGUAGGGGUUGGAUCCUGGUUAUUCCAUAUGACGUUGCAAUACCAUUAUCAGUUAUUAGAUGAACUGCCAAUGAUUUAUGCCACUUGUAUCCCAACAUGGAGUAUUUUGUGUGAAACGCAGGAGACAUUGACGAAGAAAGGUCAUAGCAGUCCGUUAUCGAGACAAUUUGCCGUUGGGUUGGCCAUUUCCGUGGUUGUGACUUUGUUAAGCUGGAUUUACCUUGUUUUUAAGAUUCCAGAGAUUCAUCAGACUGUUUACGGAUUUAUUACUGUCUCAGUGGUUGUUAUGUCGGGAAUACUCACUCACAAGUUUGUGAAAGAUCCAGUUGCCAAGAAGAGUCUGUAUCAAUGUAUGAGUAUUGGUAUUGUGACUUUCUUACUUGGGUUUGUGUCGUGGAAUCUCGAUAAUGUCUUUUGUUCCACUUGGAUUUACAUUAGAAGGGAUAUUUUACAACUACCACUCGGAAUUUUACUUGAGUUACAUGCCUGGUGGCAUAUUCUCACCGGAACCGGUAUCUACUACUAUAUCGUCUAUUUGCAGUAUCUCAGAGUGCUGACACAGGGUCUAGGGAACGAUUUUGCAAUGAUAUGGAGGUGGAAAUUCCUACCUGAACUUGUCAGGAAGAAUCAUACGAUCACCACAAAGUAUUCACUUUCACUUCUUGGUCCUUACGUAGAGCAUGGGAGAGUCGGUGAGUCUCGUAAGGAGAAAUGA